UAAGGAGUCGAAUCGACCACCAACUCAGUCAACAUCUGAUUUUGUCAGAUUUUUCACAAAUACACGUUAAUUCUUAAAAGACAACACACCUUGAGCGCAUAUGUACUUAAAAUGUGUUGUGUAGGUCUGACUCAAAAUCGACUCAGAGUCGACUGGAACAUUUAUGGUGUUUAAUAGAAUAUUUUAACAGCCAUUUGAAUCUGAUUCAUUCUCCGAUUGACGACAAAAAAAAAAAAAACGGAUUGACCAAUCGCAGAAGAGAUUACUGCAAAACGCUUUAUGAUGUUCGUUUUGGAUUGGUGGGUUUUGCGGUACACUUUGCAAUAUUAGGAAGUACUACAUGGGCACGCGCGUGAUGAAGCUAAAUAGCUUAAAUAGCUAAAGUGUCAUGUCUCAGCCAGCAGAAUUACAGCUGCACCAAGAAGUUAGAAAAUGCUUUGAGAGUGUUAAGGCGAAUCAGGCUGUUUGGAAGGAGGUGCUUGAAGAAUGUACACCUUUAGUGAGUUCCUUGGGGAACCUUAUAGAACAGCUGAGGGCGCUGAAGAACGUUGAAAUAGCAAAUACACCUCUCAAUGCUUUUCCAAACCUCCCAGAGCGCCUACAGUACAAACUCCUCAAUGCUGUAGAUACAGUCCUGAGGGAAUUAAGUACGAAAGUGGAUGCUCUUGGCUCAGUACAAGAUUCAGUCUGUAAGCAGGUGUCUGCAGUUUUCAGGAUUUAUGAGCACAACUCCGACGUCCUUCCUAUCAGCACAUGUGUGGCCAGAUCUGCUCUGUCACCAUCAAUCGCUGACAUGCUGGAGUGGCUGCAGGAUGCGGAACGAUUCUAUCGGAUCCAAUACAUCCAGAGGAGGAACCUGCUCCAGGAGCUGAAGCCUGGCGAUCUUGCUCUUAUAGAGACAGUACAAAAGAGAUGGACAUCUUUAUAUUCACAUAAAGGAGAGGAACAAAUUUCAGAUGCACUCUUUCAAGUGUCCUUCUUCAUAGACUCUGAGUAAGCAAUGCUUCAAUCUGUGGAUUUCUUCUCUUCCUCAGAUAUAUAAUCCACUGUCGCUCUGAGUCAUAAUUACUGGAUAGAAACUCUGUAACCCAAGUUGGUGUAUAGUGUCUGGAGCUUAUCCUCUCCUAUUACAACCGUUGCGUGAACUUGCUCUUUGUAGUUUACAGGAAUCUGUAAACUACAAAGUACUUUUUCUUGUGAAAACUUCACGGGAGCAUCACAGCAUCCUCAGUCAAUAUUGUAUUUCUAGAAGUACACAGUGAUGAUUGAGGAUUUCUUUUCAUCCGUAUUUACAGCUGUAAUGAUUUUUUGAUGUUGUGGACUUUGAUACUAUAAUACUUUUUAAUCCCAUCAUAUAUAUACUUUAUUUUCAUGUAAUCAACACACACUUUUCAAUGUUUUUAAUGAAUGAAUUAAAAAAUACUUUAUUCAAUUAACCAGUUAUCAUCUGA
This is a messenger RNA of Tachysurus fulvidraco (yellow catfish), 1451 nucleotides long. RefSeq names its product c19h1orf109 homolog (H. sapiens) (gene airim). Lineage: Eukaryota; Metazoa; Chordata; Actinopteri; Siluriformes; Bagridae. The transcript is spliced from 5 exons. Gene Ontology annotation, cellular component: nucleus; cytoplasm. The record is from RefSeq and is a predicted model, not a curated record. Bases 389 to 997 code for a protein of 202 amino acids.